Molecule: messenger RNA, 2246 nt
Organism: Rhinichthys klamathensis goyatoka
Lineage: Eukaryota; Metazoa; Chordata; Actinopteri; Cypriniformes; Leuciscidae
Gene: smad10a
Product: SMAD family member 10a
Exons: 12
Coding region: 367-2082 (571 amino acids)
Biological process (GO): regulation of transcription by RNA polymerase II; cell differentiation; SMAD protein signal transduction
Cellular component (GO): heteromeric SMAD protein complex
Molecular function (GO): I-SMAD binding; DNA-binding transcription factor activity, RNA polymerase II-specific; RNA polymerase II cis-regulatory region sequence-specific DNA binding
Source: RefSeq, a predicted model, not a curated record
CACCUUAAAAAAACAGUCGCGCCGAUAUGUCAAUCCAGACGCGACCCAGACAGACCUCGGCCCGGGGGCCCAGCCGUGAGAGCCGCGCCGUGAUUGGAUGAGCGCCGCCGUCCUUUUGAGACUCGGUAUCUUAUUGGUUGGAGCCGGACGAGACGCUCACGCGCACAAUGUCUACCCGCUUUUGUUAUUGUAGCGAGCGCGAGGAGAGCGGCAGGAUGCGCGGACGGAGACAGCGAGCCUGAUAGUCCGGUAUCGACUCAAAUUAGAUGUUGGAGGGGGAAGGGGACGCGGAUUUCUACCUCUCCGUCCUUGUUCAGAAGGCUGCUUUUUGCAAUUCUCUAACAAUACGACCGAUGUAGCAGCAGGAUGUCCGUGAACCCUCCCAACAGUAAUGACGCCUGCCUCAGUAUCGUGCACAGUCUCAUGUGCCACAGGCAAGGCGGCGAAAACGAAGGCUUCGCUAAGCGUGCCAUCGAGAGCCUGGUCAAGAAACUGAAGGAGAAGAAGGACGAGCUGGACUCCCUCAUCACCGCCAUCACCACCAACGGAGUCCACCCCAGCAAGUGCGUGACCAUCCAGAGGACGCUGGACGGACGCCUACAGGUUGCCGGUCGUAAAGGUUUUCCUCAUGUAAUCUACGCACGGUUGUGGCGCUGGCCCGACCUUCACAAGAAUGAGCUCAAGCAUGUGAAAUUCUGCCAGUAUGCAUUUGACCUCAAAUACGAUAAUGUCUGUGUCAACCCUUACCAUUAUGAGAGAGUGGUGUCACCAGGCAUCGUUGGUCUCAGUCUUCAAAACACGGGUCCCACUGGCAGACUGAUAAAGGAAGAGUACAGCCACGACUGCAUUCAGAUGGACAUUCCCCCAUGCCUGCCUCCCCAGCAGGACCACCAGGGGGUGAUGAAACUCCCCCCUCCGGACCACUACGGCCAGCCACUGCCUCCUCUACAGCUGCCUUCAGAACCCACCCGCGCACCCCCACCGGUCACCCUUUACUCUAAUAUGCCACUCUCCCCCACCGCUUCAGGCUCUAUGAUGCCUAUGCAGGGAGGUCAUGGUGAAGGCUUACUACAGAUUGCAUCUCCUCAGGGUCAAGUCAUGACCCCUACACCUCCCCCCUCUACCCCCACACAUGGACCCCCACAGACCCCCGUCCCACCCCAGCCUCCACCAAACCAGAAUGGCUACAACGGCUCCAAACACUCCCAGACACAAAGCUCCUUUCACACAACCUGGACAGGCAGCAGCACAGCCUCCUACACUCCUGUAGGACCCCAGCAAAAUGGGCGUGGCCACCAACCUCCUCUCCACCACCCACACUACUGGUCUCAACAUCACAGUACAGCAUCUUUCCCUCCUCCAGUCUCCAACCAUCCAGGUCCUGAGUUUUGGUGUUCCAUCUCGUACUUUGAGAUGGACGUGCAGGUUGGAGAGAUGUUUAAAGUGCUGUCCAGCUGUCCGGUGGUGACGAUUGACGGGUAUGUGGAUCCCUCAGGAGGUGACCGCUUCUGCCUGGGUCAGCUUAGUAAUGUGCACCGCACAGACGCCAGUGAGCGGGCCAGGUUGCACAUAGGUAAAGGCGUGCAGCUAGAGUGUCGUGGAGAAGGCGACGUAUGGAUGCGCUGCAUGAGCGAUCAUGCAGUCUUUGUGCAGAGUUACUACCUGGACAGAGAAGCAGGCCGAGCGCCAGGAGAUGCGGUGCACAAAAUCUACCCAGGGGCCUACAUAAAGGUCUUUGACCUCAGGCAGUGCCACAGGCAGAUGCAGCAACAGGCGGCCACGGCUCAGGCCGCAGCAGCAGCGCAGGCCGCAGCGGUAGCAGGGAAUAUUCCAGGACCAGGAAGUGUUGGUGGAAUCGCACCUGCAGUCAGCCUCUCAGCGGCAGCAGGGAUUGGUGUGGAUGACCUCAGGAGGUUGUGCAUCCUGCGCCUGAGCUUCGUGAAGGGCUGGGGGCCUGAUUACCCCCGGCAGAGCAUCAAGCACACCCCCUGCUGGGUGGAGGUGCAUUUGCACCGGGCACUGCAGCUGCUGGAUGAGGUGCUGCACACUAUGCCACUGGCAGACCCUGGACCAGCUAACUGAGAGGGAACAAUACACACAGAAAACACUCACAACACAGAUACUGGACUCACUACAGUAAGCGUGCAAGCCACAUUACGUGCUACAGUGUGGUUUGCUCUUUUAUCAGUCAUUAGAAUCCCAAUGAAAACAACACAGAAAUUCACUACUCUAAAAUUCAUGUUUUU